Messenger RNA from Symbiodinium sp. CCMP2592, 1086 nucleotides. NCBI's taxonomy places the organism in Eukaryota, Dinophyceae, Suessiales, Symbiodiniaceae. The record is from the annotation of a GenBank genome assembly.
AUGGCGGGCAAAGGUCAAGGAGGCAUGCAAAGCUGGUGGUGCCAACCCUGCCGGCAGUGGCGGAAAGCUACAGCCCUAUAUUGCCCUCAGUGCGGCAAUGGGGGCAGUGGGGCACAGAAUGCAGGGUACGUGCACAACACAUGGUGGCCAGACGGAUGGCAGACAGACCAUUGGAACCAAGGAUACUCGCAGCAGAUGCCCAAAUCGCCAAGGCGCAAAUCCCCUCGGAGGGCUCCUUGGAUCACAUCGGACAACGAAGGUGGAAAAGGCAAGGGCAAGGGCAAGGGAAAGAAAGGGCAUCCAGGAACUGGCGACGGCCAGAUCACUGCUGCGGUGCCUCGCAGCGAUGCUCUACCCGCUCCGCCAGUGGGACAAAUCACAGCUCCCAGCCAGCUGGCAGGAACCAAGCAGAGCACGGGUCAGGCGGUGCAAACGACUGCCGAAAGGCAGUUGGAACAACUCGUGGUCGCUUUGCAGCAAUCCAAUGCCGAAUUGCCUCCAGGUGUUGCGGAGAUUGUGUCGCAUCACGCACAGUCUUCCACAAAGCAGGCUGCAAAAAGCUUACACAAGACAGUGACGAUGCAGACCACAGCGCGAAGCAAUCUGGAGCAAUUACGGACGCAACGCAAGCAGUACGUUGCGGGCUGGACAACCUAUCUGGCCUCUGUAACCAGCUUGUUAACGCAACAAUUUCAAAAGCAGGAAGCCACGAUGGUUCAGUUCGAAGAAGCGGAACGUGCGUGGAUGGACCAGCUCAGCGAGGCCACAAGUCAGCUCGCGCGCUUGGCCAAGGAAGGUCAGGCUCAAGGCUCCAUUGUCGAGGAGGUCGCAGGGUCAUCUUCCGAGGACGACAUGGAUGCAGAGGAAAGUCAUGCAGAACAACUCAAAGAACAGGAGGCAAGGGAACUUCAUCGAGAGAAAUGUCGCCAACUUCUGGAGACCUUGACGGCCGCACAGGAAAACUCAGAAGCCUUGUCCGCAGCUGCGGAAAGAAGCGGUUCGAGAACUCCCAGAAGAAGCAGCAGGGUGAAGGACAAGUCACAGGGAAUGGAUCCAACAGCUCCUGUGGCUCCAGUCCCUCCCUAA